UUUUCCGAAUUUUCGAUGGGUUGGCCCAUGAUCCAUGAGCAAGCCCAUCAAAACUUGCCUUGGUCCUUUCUAGUCCUUUUGGUUGGUCUUUCUUCUUCUUCACCAACAGGACUCCAAGGCCGCGUGAGCAGUGAGCUUCUUAUGGGACAAUGGCGGAGCUUAGCAAAGGAGGCAAUGGAUCGAGGUUUAAUUGUAGCAAAUUUCUGCUCCCUCCUCCACAUAACCAACACCUAUCUCUGCUCCUGCAACCUCGUGCACGGACCUAGUAUGCUCCCUACCUUGAAUGUAACCGGCGACGUGGUAAUCACUGAACACGUGUCCCAUCGGCUUGGGAAGCUGGGUCGCGGCGAUUUAGUAUUGGUCCGCUCGCCGGAAAACCCUGGAAAAAUAAUGACCAAGCGCAUUGUGGGCAUGGAGGGUGAUCGAGUCUCUUACUUUCUCGACCCAAAUUUCGGUGAAAGGUGUCGAACUGCUGUGGUCCCCAAGGGGCAUGUUUGGAUUCAAGGGGAUAACAUAUACGUCUCCAAUGAUUCACGACAUUUUGGCCCUGUACCUUAUGGCCUUAUUCAAGGAAAAGUGUUUCUCAGGGUAUGGCCCCCUGAUGGCUUUGGACUCCUGGGGAAUGAUUGAAGGAAGUAUAGAUUUAUUUAAGGUAUACAAUAUGGAAAUUACUUGUAUUCCUAAUGCAUGCCUUUUAGUUUUUCUUCCCUGUUUCUAUUAUAAGAAGGUUGUUACUUCACUUUGAAUGGGAUGAAACCCAUUGAUUUUAUAAAUGAGAAAAGUAUUAUUUCAUGAUUUA
Cannabis sativa is the source of this 799-nucleotide messenger RNA. Its product is annotated as mitochondrial ATP-independent inner membrane protease subunit 1a. Gene Ontology annotation, cellular component: mitochondrial inner membrane peptidase complex; membrane. Gene Ontology annotation, molecular function: serine-type endopeptidase activity. The transcript has 4 exons. The record is from RefSeq and is a predicted model, not a curated record. Lineage: Eukaryota; Viridiplantae; Streptophyta; Magnoliopsida; Rosales; Cannabaceae. The coding region runs from base 16 to 630 and encodes 204 amino acids.